Seminavis robusta is the source of this 1516-nucleotide messenger RNA. Lineage: Eukaryota; Bacillariophyta; Bacillariophyceae; Naviculales; Naviculaceae. The record is from the annotation of a GenBank genome assembly.
CAUCCAUCUUACACGUUACACGAACCCACCGACUAACUGCUUUGUCUGGAUCUUUUCUCUCUCGUUCUGGUCGAGGCGACCAAACCCAAAACAGAACGCUUCAAAAAUCCGUUGGCGUCCCACAAACCACACACACACGCCCACACACCACCAAUCGAUCCUUUAUCUGCAGCAACACAAUAGCCACAAAGAGGACCAUUUUACAAUCUCAUAUACCGGUACUCAUCAACAGUUCAGCAAACAGUUCAAUAGCAAUAGCAAUAGCAUUAGCAACACCAAUACAGUAUGACAGCCCAACCCGAGUCGAAACAACGCCCUUCCAUUCAAUUGCCCGAAGUCUUUCCCACCCAAAAGGCGGCCAUGGAAAGCUGCGACGCCACCGACAGCAGUUCCUCGUCGUUGCUGGCAUCUUCCGCUGGAUCCAUUCUUCGCGUGGCAACACUGGAAGAGUCCCUCUCUCACUUUGACAUUGAUCGCAGUGGUCGACUCGAGGAAGAAGAGGAAGAAAAAGCUCCACCAGCCCUCAAUGACUCGUCUAGUAAGAACAACAAGGUGACGUUUACGGAUGUGGUCGUUCGCGAGUAUCCCAUUUGUUUGGGAGAUAACCCCGCCGUCAUGAUUGGUGCUCCAUUGUCGAUUGGUUGGGAAGUCCAAUCGGAAGGCAAACUCUCGUUGGACGAUUACGAAUCGUCACGUCCCGAUCGACGACGCAGCGAAGAACUGCGCAUUCCGUCGUUUGUUCGAGAAACCAUGCUCAAGAGCAGCGGUUACUCCCGGAUGGAUAUACAAAAGGGCGUCAAGGAUGUGAACAUUUCCCGGAAUCGUCGCAAACGCACCAACGAGACGCAUCAACUGUACAAAGCACAAGAAUUGGCGGAACGGUUGGUACGCGCGUCGUUGAAUGCCACCGUACGACGCAGUCAAAAGAAACAAGAAAAGGAUCUCAUUCAACAUUUUCGACAAGAAGCGGAAACACUCCGGACGCAACACAAGGCUACUCGACGAUCCACGUGGCAUGCGGCGGCGGCUCCAGCAACAGCGCCUGUAGAAGCUACUCGAUCGGAACGAAGAGGGACGUGGCAUGCCGCUGCAAUCACGAGUCCAACUGCUACCAUUGGAGCAUCUGCAGAAGUUUAGUUCCACAAACCACAACGUUUUAUGUGGUCUGUUUUUCGUUCCAUUUUGAUGAUGAUACAGCACUUCUACCACCGUUCUACCUACCUUUUUUGUGGGAUCCACUGGCUGGCCCCCACCACUUUUGGUAUACAUUUUCUUACCUACAUUUUGUAACACAAUUUUUCUACCCAAUCAAUAUGCUCAGUAACUGUUAACAAGACGACUACUAGCUAGCUAUUGACAGCUUUUACUUCACAAUGCGUACCUACCCGUAGCUAGCUACAGUGUAUUAUUCAAAGCUACUUCCAUUUUCCAAUAGUGUAGAUAUCCAAUGCGCCCACUUUUAGAGGACACAUUGUAAAAAGCACCCCGACAUGGUAGCCCGAAGAAAAGCUUGGGC